Messenger RNA from Orbilia oligospora ATCC 24927, 2490 nucleotides. RefSeq lists its product as uncharacterized. Lineage: Eukaryota; Fungi; Ascomycota; Orbiliomycetes; Orbiliales; Orbiliaceae. The record is from RefSeq and is a predicted model, not a curated record. The transcript has 13 exons. Bases 1 to 2490 code for a protein of 829 amino acids.
AUGUUUAAUCCAACAGGGUUGCAAUCGCUAGGACCUAGCAGAAGCCCCGAGGCCCUCCAGCAAGAUCUCAGACGCGUUGUCAAGGACGGUCACCGGAUUCUCAAGUCACUCUGUACACAAUUGCAAAGAAUGGAGCAUCUAAACAUACUUGGAGAUGACGGACGCGGGAUUUUAGAAAAAAUAGAAAAGGCGAGGAAAUUUGAAGUGAGACCGUGCUCUAUAAUCGCCUUCAUCGGUGAGUCAGGAGUAGGGAAAUCGACUCUUCUAAGUGCCCUUGUUGACUAUGAAAACAUUGUUCCAACAUCCGGAAUCAGAGCAUGUACAUCCUGUGCAACUGAGUUCAGCAAACGAUUGCCAGGAAUGGAAGCUGUAUUCAACGCCGUUAUUGAGUACGCUACUCUUGACGAAUCUAAAGAAGAGAUGGAAAUACUAUCCGAAGAUAUUCAAGAUGAGACAGAUGUCCAGAAUAUCUACUCCGGAGACGAGAGCGAUGACGAAUUUUUCGAACCUCGACCUACCAAAAAAGUACGGCGGUCUGACGUAUCCUCAACCGAUGCGUAUAAGAUCGCUCUAUCGAAACUGGUAGCUCUCUUUCCUGAUUUUCAGGAAAGCGACAUCAAAAACGUGGUCGGGAAACUUGAGAAAUUAUACGAAGAAUCGGAUUGCUUACAAUCCGGACGGUUGACAGUAGAGCGUGAUGAACAAGAGCGUUUUGUCACGGAGAUGCACCGGCUGAUUUCGGGUCGUGGAAGUAACAACGACGAAGCACAGCUAUGGCCGCUCGUCAAGACGGUCAAAAUUUAUCUAGAUUCCCCGGUUCUAGAGACAGGCGCCGUUCUAGUUGACCUCCCAGGCCUUCAAGAUAACAACCCCGCGCGUACAUCCGUUGCACAAAAGUAUCUUCAAAAGGCGGAUAAGAUUAUCGUCGUGUCACGACUAAGUCGAAUCCUAACAAACGAUACCGCGACGGCCCUUGCCCAAAUGGGAUAUGCAAAACAGCUCAAACUUGAUGGAAGAAAAAGUAUUACAAUGGUUGCGACCUGCUGUGAUCAAUUUGACCCAAAUGAUGCCAAAAAUGAAUUUGGUAUGGUGGAUGGGUUCUCCAAGACCUACAAUGAACUAGAUAAGAAGGCUAGGAAGCCUUCUAGGCAGGAGCUACAAGGACUCAAUCCUGAUGAGCGGAAAAGUCGUAUUGAAGCUGCUGAGGUUGCAAAAAAUCAGCUGAAGGAGUUUUGUGACUCCUUUCGGGACCAAUACGUCCCAACUCGUAUUGCUGAGGAGUAUAGCAAGUUCCUUGGCGAAGGCACUGAAAUAAAAUGCUUUUUAGUGGCUUCCAAGCAGUAUCAAGAUCUUGACCCGGAUUCCGAAGACGCCGCUGUCCAGAAAACGCAAAUUCCCCAAUUACGGGACUACUGCAGGAGAGUUUCGAUGAACCAAAGCGCUCAGCUAGUGAAGAAUUUCAUUCAUUUUGACGUUCUGAGGAGUGUUAGCGACGUGAGGGUCCUCGUCGAAGACCUUGGCAGUUUAAGGGAGCAGAUAAGAAAAUGUAUCUGUGCCGACCUAGAGACGGCAGCAUUCAAUAUGAAAGAGGCUCUUGACAAGUUGGAAGUUGCGUGCGACAAACGUAUCUCUAAAUGCAGAGAUGAUAUCAUGAAGGAAAUAGAGGCUCUCGCAGAGAGAGGCAUUCCUCAUUGCCAGAACGUUUUGCAGGCUUUUUAUAAGUUGUAUCAAUCCAAUACAUUUCGUGCAGUUUGCAGGCGGGGAGGAGUUUGCAACAAUCCCAAACAACCUAAAAGGGAUCUCAACCGACGUUUUUUGGAUUCCAUGGAACAUGGUAUCCUAGAACUACAAAAAUAUUGCUGGGUCGACAUCGAAGAGUCCUUAUCGAUUUUUACAGCAAGUGUUGUAAUGCUCCUAGGUGGUUUCAAGGGUGACUGGGCUAAAAUCAUUGACCGGGAGUGUCCCAAUCCGACUGCUGAGAUCACGGAGAGUCGAAAUGCUUUUCUAAGCUCCUUAGACGCGAUGUCAUUUGAAACCUCCAAGUUACUAAUGGAGCAAACAAGAAGAGUGAAAUAUAUACAACAGGAGAUUACAUCGAGUGCCCUGUCGAUAGCGAGGGUGAAGUCUGCUAUGAAAUCAUCUUAUGAAACGGCUGCGAGAGCAAGCGGCAAAGGAGCAUACGGGAAGAUGCUAGAGGCGGUAGGGAAGGGAAUCAAGCAAUCGAAUAUUUUUGUCGAUAUCAAAGCUUCGAUAGCCCAGAUCUUGUGGAACCUAGCCUUUGUUCUGAACGUCGAAAACGUUACGUGGUGCUUCGAUUUCCAAAAGGUCCUCAAAAAAAGCAUAAAGCAAUGGACUGCAGUUUCUCAGAUGGUCGGUCAGGUUGAAGGGAAGGAAAAGGAUAAGCUCAGAUUCAUUGUUGCCGAUAUUGAGAAGAGAAGAGCGCAGCUAGUUUUGGACGUCGAAAAAUUUGAAAAGGAAACGGAUAUCUAA